AUGGCAGAUCAACUACCUGAAGGUGCAACUAUUGUUCUGAUCAUUGCUGCCUCUGACAAAACCCCAGUUACAAGACACACAGGUGGCAUCAAGAUGCAUCCACUAUUUCUAACUAUUGGAAAUAUCCAGGCUGACGUCCUCAUGAAGGCAACAUUGCAUGCAUGGCGAUGUACUGCGUUCAUGCCAACACCAACUUUCAUUGUCGGCUCUGAAUUUCAAAGUCUACUCCAGGCGCGUCUGUGGCACAAGUGCAUGGAUCUUGUAUGCUCUAAUUUGAAGGUUGCAGCUCAUGUUGGCGAGUAUAUGGUCAAUACCUCAGCCAGAUUGCAAUACUGUUUCACCCCUCUUAUCAGCCACAUCGCCAAUCUCCCUGAACAAUUUAUGAUCUCAUGCAUCACAAAAAACUCAAGUGCUCUUAUAUAUCCAGCACUUUGA
Molecule: messenger RNA, 435 nt
Organism: Suillus paluster
Lineage: Eukaryota; Fungi; Basidiomycota; Agaricomycetes; Boletales; Suillaceae
Exons: 2
Coding region: 1-435 (144 amino acids)
Source: RefSeq, a predicted model, not a curated record